CAGACAGGCUGACGUCUCUUGACAAUUCGUGAGCAUGUAGUACUGACGCAGGCGAGCUGAGCCAAUCAUUUACUGGUAAGCGGUACAAAACUUGUGACUAUAAUGGUGUUGGACUUGGAAGAUUACUGCUGAGCAAUUUGGGAAAGGCAGCAGAUCAGUGAAGAAGGUUUUCUGCGCGCCUUUUCCUGACACAAACAUGUCUUCAUUUGUGACGGAAAUACUUGCCAACUCUGGCAAGCUUGAGAAGGAGGACUUAAGCACAAAGAUUGGCAAGCUGUCUCAACGGGUGGAUGAAAUCAAGGAUGAAGUUUGUGAAAUGAUCAACAAAAAAUAUGAAGAAUUUCUUCCAACUUUGAAUACUGCAGAAGAACUGGUUGUACAAGUUCAUGGCCUGACGGAGGAAAUUGAUCUCCUGAAAUCAAGAGUUGAGACUGAGGUGCAACGUGAUGUCCGGACUGCCAUUACAGAGUUUUCAGAGUUAAAACGACAACUGGAAAGAAACACUAUCCUUCUUAGAGUCCUAAAACAACUUCAAGUGUUUGAUAGUGGUGUUGAGAAAUUUCAAAAUGCAUUUCAAGCAAAAGACUAUGUAGAAGCAGCUCGGCAUAUCGAAAAGGCUGAGAAGAGCUUGAAAGUCCUGAGAUCCAGACAGGACUUUGAACCAAAGAUCUUGAAAUCCUUGCAUACAGAACUAGUUGUGCAGAAGCAAAACAUCAUUUACCACCUGGGACAAGAAUGGGAGAAACUGGUUGUAUGGAAACUUUCUGGUCAGAAAGAAACUGCAAACUUGGAUGUUGAAACUGUGUUGAAAACUGAACUUCACUUAUGCACUGCUGUUCCAAAGGGAGAAGAAACUGGCAGCCUUAUAGCCUCUGUUCUUGAGGCUUUUACCAUUCUUGGACAACUAAAUACAAGACUCCGAUUCUUCAGUCACUUACUUUUAAAAUAUAUUUUGAAGCCUUUAAUUUUGUACCCUGUCCUCCAUCUCAACAUUAUGGAAGACCAGGAAACACAAACGUCUGUCCUACAAUUUGAAAAAAUGUUGUCAUCACAAGAGCAUCCAUCGCCUCCAGAAGUUUACAUCAAAGUCAUGACUGUCUUGGAGCACUUGCAUAAACACCUUUUUGAUGUACCCUUCAGUGACUCUGAAGUAGAAGACAGAAAACCAAAGGUGGCCCUGACAGAAGCGCUGGGAGAUAUGAUUUGGGAAGAGCUGUCUGACUGUAUCAUCCGAGACUGCCUAGUUUACUCCAUUCCCACAAACAGCAACCAGCUGGAAAAGUAUGAAGUGGUAAUCAAGGCCACAGAAGACUUUGAGAAAGCCCUCAAAAAUAUUCACUUCUUGAAAAAUGAUGCUACAGCAUUGUUGAAGUAUGCCCGAAAUGUUAAUACCCACUUUGCAAGCAAGAAGUGUCAGGACGUGGUUGUGGCUGCAAGGAACCUAAUGACAUCAGAAAUGCACAACACAGUUAAGAUAACACCAGAAUCAAAGAUAACAUUGCCAAAAAUGUCCACUCCAAGUUCAGGUGAUAAACUUAAAGCUGCCAAAGUUGCACAGAUCCAGUGUGCAGAGACGGGGUCUCUCGAAAAUGAAAAACAAGUUAGCCAGUACACCUUCUCUAUGCCAGCCUGUCGCAUUAGUGAAACUGUACACAAACUGAUGGAAUUAGCAUAUCAGACUCUCUCAGAGGCCACAAGCAGCAAUACUCAAUGUGCUGUGCAGCUUUUCUAUACAACAAGAAACAUUUUCCACUUGUUUUAUGAUGUAGUUCCAACGUAUCACAAGGAGAACUUGCAGAAAUUGCCUCAGCUGACUGCUAUCCACCACAAUAACUGUAUGUAUAUUGCUCAUCAUCUUCUAACACUUGGGCACCAAUUCAGAUACAAACUACCUCCUCCACUUUGUGAUGGUGCAGCUACGUUUGUUGACCUAGUGCAAAGCUUUCGUAGGCUUGGAACAGAAUGUUUUUUGGCUCAGAUGCGUACCCAAAAAGCUGAGCUGCUGGAGAGAUUAUCAAGUGUGAAAAAUUUUUCAAACCUGGAUGAAGAAGAUAAUUACAUGGUUGCAAAUAAAGCUGUGAGACAGGUAAUUCAUCAUCUGAAGAGAUUAGGUAAAGUCUGGCAAGAUGUCCUUCCUGUUACAAUAUACUGUAAAGCGAUGGGAACACUACUGAACACUACAAUUAUGGAAAUUGCCAAUAGAGUCACAGCACUAGAGGAUAUUUCUACGGAAGACGGUGACCGGAUUUAUUCUCUCUGCAAAAUUAUGGUAGAGGAAGGACCACAAAUCUUUACUCCACUGGCUGAAGAGAACAAAAAUAAGACAUACCAGGAGGAGGUUCCACUGUACGUACCAAAGUGGAUGAAAUUUAAAGAGCUAAUGAUUGUACUACAAGCCAGUUUACAAGAGUUAGUGGACAGGUGGGCAGAUGGCAAAGGGCCACUUGCAACUGAAUUUUCAUCCACUGAAAUCAAGAGUUUAAUACGAGCUUUAUUCCAGAAUACUGAGAGGAGAGCUGCUGCGCUUAACAGAAUUAAGUAAAUUUUGAAACUGUAUUGAAAGAAGAUUUUUUUUCUUUGUGUAAAUUCCAUUAAAUCUUAUAUAUUUAGUAA
This is a messenger RNA of Protopterus annectens (West African lungfish), 2613 nucleotides long. RefSeq names its product zw10 kinetochore protein (gene ZW10). The coding region runs from base 197 to 2542 and encodes 781 amino acids. The record is from RefSeq and is a predicted model, not a curated record. NCBI's taxonomy places the organism in Eukaryota, Metazoa, Chordata, Ceratodontiformes, Protopteridae. The transcript has 16 exons. Gene Ontology annotation, biological process: endoplasmic reticulum to Golgi vesicle-mediated transport; mitotic spindle assembly checkpoint signaling; mitotic cell cycle. Gene Ontology annotation, cellular component: nucleus; chromosome, centromeric region; RZZ complex.